AUGGAUCUCAUACGGCGUGCUUCACAAUUCAUGCCGGCUGCACCGACGCCUCAGCUCCCGUCUGUAGAUGGCAAAGGCCGCAUUCAACGAGCCAACCGAUGGCGAGCCCGCCUUGCCUACUUCAGACAGCCUAUGCGGUUGAAGGGCAACUCCAACAUAUCUGUGCCGCUAGGCAUCGUUAUCCUCUUUCCUUGCAUUGUGGUGCUUUUGAUCUUAAUACUCUUCGUGAGGCAUCCUAGCUCCCCAGGCAGGAUACUGAUGCCUGCAGGAGCACCUCCGGCUAUUCGCAAAAUUAGCGAAGAACACGAUAAGGUGUUUGUCACCGGGUGCCUCGAACCAGAUACGAGUCAGCCACGAGCGAACGGCGCUUUUGUGGUCCUGGCGAGAAAUAAAGAACUGGAGGGCGUCAUCCAAUCGGUAAAAUCUAUAGAGCGUCACUUCAACCGGUGGUAUCAUUACCCCUAUGUUUUCCUAAACGAUGGCGACUUCAACCAGACCUUUAAAGACGUCAUACGCAACUUUACCUCUGGCGAGGUUGAGUUUGGGAAAGUAGGGCCAGAGAUGUGGGGAUACCCAGAUUGGAUUGAUCCCAAGGUUGCCAAGGAGGGCAUCGCCAAACAAGGAGACGCCGCUGUCAUGUAUGGCGGACUGGAGAGCUACCACGCCAUGUGUCGGUUUUAUUCUGGCUUUUUCUACAAGCACCCUCUCCUUGCCAAGUAUGAGUGGUACUGGCGGCUGGAACCGGAGAUCAAAUAUUUCUGUGACAUCACUUAUGACCCUUUUUUAAGAAUGAUCGAGUCCAACAAAACAUAUGGUUUCACGAUUGCCGUGAAGGAGCUCCGCGAAACUGUCCCUAACAUGUUCCGAUAUGCAUCUGCCUACAAACGGCAGAAAAACUUAGAUUCGAAGGGACUCUGGGAGAUGUUCGUCGAGCCACAGCCGGAGAAGGAGGAACCGUUAGCCGAAGAUGAUCCGAACUACAAGCUACCCCUUCCAGAGGAGAUUCUACGCACAGACCCGUCUCGCAAUAGCCCGCCCGAGAUCGAUCCGGAGGGUAUGGAAGGCGAGAAGUACAACAUGUGCCAUUUCUGGUCCAACUUCGAGAUUGCACGACUGAGUUUCUUUCGCAGCAAUGAAUAUGAGGAGUUUUUUCAGAUGAUGGAUCGCAGCGGUGGUUUUUGGAUGGAACGAUGGGGUGAUGCACCCAUCCACUCUCUUGCAGCCGGUGUCCUUCUCGCUCCCCAUGAUAUUCAUUAUUUCCGCGACUUUGGUUACCGCCACACUACCAUCCAGCACUGCCCAGCCAACGCUCCGGCGCGACAGCUACCCCGUCAACCUUACCUCGAGAAGACAACGCUUGACGAACGCAAACGGACGGAAGAGGACCAAUAUUGGGAGAAUUACGACGAGCCGAAGGAGAAUGGCGUUGGGUGCCGCUGCCGUUGCGAUACAGACAUUGUCGAUGUCGAGGGCAAGGAAGGCAGUUGCUUGGCAGAAUGGGUUGAUGUUGCUGGAGGCUGGGCCAGUCCUUGA
Molecule: messenger RNA, 1533 nt
Organism: Grosmannia clavigera kw1407
Lineage: Eukaryota; Fungi; Ascomycota; Sordariomycetes; Ophiostomatales; Ophiostomataceae
Product: alpha-mannosyltransferase
Exons: 5
Coding region: 1-1533 (510 amino acids)
Biological process (GO): protein N-linked glycosylation; cell wall mannoprotein biosynthetic process
Cellular component (GO): membrane; Golgi apparatus
Molecular function (GO): alpha-1,2-mannosyltransferase activity
Source: RefSeq, a predicted model, not a curated record